AUGGAAUGUCCAAUGUGUUAUGAAUUUUAUGCACCAGAUAGAAUAGCAAGAAAUCUUUUAUGUGGUCAUACUUACUGCACUAUAUGUCUUGAAACUAUGUAUAAAGUAAAUAAGAGAAUUGAAUGUCCUCUUUGCAGGACAAAACACGAACCUAAUGUGAAACCAAAUAAUUUAAGCAAAAAUUUUGUUGCUAUGGAUUUGGCCUCUAAGCAUUUGGAAGAAUAGUAAACUAUACAUUUUAACAAUUAGAAAAACAUUUGAACUAUGCUAAUAACAUUAGAAAUAUCCAUUAUAGUUUUAUUGUGAAGAUGAUUAAUAAAAUAUGUGUACAGAAUGUAUAACUGAACAUUAUGGUCAUAAAUUUUUUAAAUAUGAACAUUCAGGUAUUGAUUAUAUUGCUUAAAUUAGUUUCUUUAUAAAUGAAUAGAGUAGGUCGCAUCUAAUAAAAAUUAAAGACUCAAUAUGAGAAUUUGGAAAAAUAGAUGAAAAAAUUUGAUAAUUGUAAAGAAUAAUUAGAUUUAGAUAACAUUAAACUUGUAUAUAUAUAUAAAGUAGGAUUUAGAUUGAAUAAAUUGAUGAUUAAUUUGAUAGAAUAAUUGCAAAAUGUGAAAAAAGAAGAAAAGAAUUAAAGGAUAAAUUAUUAUAAAUAUUUGGUUCUGAAAGUGAAUAAAUUGAAUCAGAAUUAAUAUUAAAUUAAUCCUUAUUAUCUAAUAUGACUCUUUUAUUGUAAAAAGUAAAUGAAAAGUAUAAUGAAUUAAGUAUUAUUGUUUGAAAUAUUUAGAGACUACAAAAGGUUUUAAAGGAAAUGAUUUUAUUAAAGAAAUUAAUGAUUUAGAUGAAUAGAUUGAUAAAGAUAUUGUUUAAUUAAAAUAAUUAAAAGGUAGUGAAUUAAAAAUACUACCAAAAUUAAAUUUUGAAUAAAAACUAAUUAAUGAUAUUUCUAAAUAUGGAAAAUUUAAGAAAGAAGUUAUUAAUCCUUAAAUUUGUUAUUUUGGAGAAAAACAUAAAAUUUUAAUUUACAACAUUGAAAAAAAUGAUUGGUAAUAUAGAUAAAUGUCUAAUGUAUAAAGUCAUGAAUUAAUGGAUAGAAUACAUUUGAUUACAAUUAUUAUGCUGCAGCAGCUAGUUUACCAAAUGGAGACAUAAUAAUAACUGGAGGAGGAGUUAGUAGAAAUGCUAUGUUAAUUUCUCCAUCUAAAGGAUUUUAAUAGUAGGCUUUGAAGAGUAUGUACUAUCCAAGAAAAGAACAUGCUUGUGUUUAUCUUGAUGGAUUUGUUUACGCAAUAGGAGGGUAUCUGAGAUAAAUGAUCUAAUAAGUUAUGAUGGCACUACAAAGCAGAUGUUAUCUUGUUGUGAAAAGUAUAGUUUAGUUACAGAUGAAUGGAAGAUGAUUGAUCCAUUACAAAAAUAGAAAUGUGCAUUUGCUGCUGCUACUGCUUUAAAUAAAUAUAUAUAUGUAUUUGGAGGAUUUGAUGGAAGAGAUAGACAAAAUACAAUUGAAAGAUAUUCUGUUAAAGAUAAUUAAUGGAAGGUUUUGGAACUUAAAUUUAAGUAAGGAUUUAGUAAUGCAGCAGCACUCUCUUAGGAUGAUAAUUAAAUUCUCAUUUUAGGUGGAGGGUAUCCAUUUAUAAUAUAUUUAAGUUCAAAUUAAGGUUUUACAAAUAGUUUACAAGUUUUUGAUCCAAUUAAUCAAACAAUUAAAAUUAUUAGUAUGAUGACAGAAGGUAGAGAUUUGAGAAAUAAAUUAAUUAUUUAUAACAAUGAUUUGUAUGCAUGUGGAGGAAAUAGCAAUUCUAUUGAAAAAUUUUAAAUUAUUUAAUAAGUCUGGACUAAUCUUAAGUACUUUAUUCAUUCUAUUUAUAAUUUAGAAGUUAUAAUUAUUUAAUUUAGGAUAAUUUAGAUUCUUGGUGUAGUGCUUUUACUUUUGAUGUUAAUACUUCAUAUACAGUUUCUAAUUUUAUGAAAAAUUGUAAAUAAAUAGAUGUAAACAUAUUUUUAUAUUUAGUUAUAAUAAAAUUAAAAGUAUCAAUAUCAGGAAUAAAUAAUGUUUGAAAAUAAUUCAUUCAAUUAAGAUGUCUUGAGUGAUGUAUCAGAUGGUUAAUUUUAUAAUAUUUCAAAUCAAGAUUAAUAGAAUGAUUGGUUUUGA
Molecule: messenger RNA, 2146 nt
Organism: Paramecium primaurelia
Lineage: Eukaryota; Ciliophora; Oligohymenophorea; Peniculida; Parameciidae
Source: the annotation of a GenBank genome assembly